This is a messenger RNA of Gossypium arboreum, 609 nucleotides long. RefSeq lists its product as uncharacterized. The transcript is spliced from 2 exons. The record is from RefSeq and is a predicted model, not a curated record. Bases 167 to 496 code for a protein of 109 amino acids. Lineage: Eukaryota; Viridiplantae; Streptophyta; Magnoliopsida; Malvales; Malvaceae.
UUGUUAAGCCUUGCCUGAAACGGCGUCACUUCGUGCCUUCCAUUUAAAAGGAAAAUCAGCCUAGAAAUCAAGGCAUUUCGGCAGAACAAAAGGGGAAAUUGAAAACCCUAAAAGCUUACCCUUAUUCCAUCCGCCGUUCGACCCAUUCCGCCAUUGUAAUCGAUGGAUGGUGGUCCAAAGUGGUUCCCCACGUUCAAGGGUCGUCGAUUUCGACCUUGAAAUCUCCUCUCAAACUCCGAUCUCCACAAAGGAGAUGAGGAUUUCAGUCGUUUAUUCACGAAGGUGCGGAGGUACGGGGCCGGCUGUGGGGGGAUAUGUGGCACUCGACGUGGGGGUGUACGGAGGUGCGUGUGGCUGUUGUACCGUGUUGCGGGUUGGGGGUUGUACGGCGCCUGGAGGCUGUGGUACUAAGCAAAGGCUAGGGUUUCUGAAAUUUGGUUUAGGUAUUGGGCCUAUCGGGCCAUCAGGGUUAUGGGUUAGAGAUGGGGCUGAUUGAUUUUGCAAAUGGGCUUGUAACUAGGCUAUUGAAUUUGAGCUAUAUAAUUGGACAUAUAAUGGACUAUUAAUAUUUGGAUUUUUUAUAUUAUUUAUUUACUUUUUUUUUGGUUC